AUGGGUGGGAGCAUUAACGACGAGGAGGCGGCGGAGAUAACUGAGGAGGAUACGAUUGUGCCAGGCUUCCGGGACACCAUCAGGCUGAUGCCGCACCAAGUGCUAGGACGACGAUGGAUGAAGGAGCGCGAGGACACGUCAUUGAAGCGAUAUGGCGGUAUAUUGGCUGAUGAUAUGGGUCUUGGCAAGACUAUCCAGACGUUGACGCGAGUAGUGGAGGGCCGGCCUAAGAAGCAGGACAGGGAUGAGGGUUGGUCAGGGAGCACCUUGAUCGUAUGCCCGCUCGCCCUCGUCGAGCAAUGGGAGUCCGAGGCAAAGAAGAUGGCACCAGGCAUCAAGGUCGUCAAACACCAUGGCUCAAAUCGCACGUCCGAUCCCCAGUCAUUCCGGAACGUACACAUAGUUGUCACCACGUACGACGUCGUCAAGUCCGAGGCGCCAACUGGCGCGACAGCCAAAGACGAGGGAGCGGCGAAGAGCAAGAAGAAGGCCGCGGCGAGCUCGGACGACGACUCGGAUGAUAUCGUUGCGCGCCCGGUGGUGUCGAAGGGGAAGAAGAAGGCCAUGCCGAAGAACGCGUUGUUUGGUAUACGGUGGUGGCGGGUCGUUCUGGACGAGGCCCACAACAUCAAGAACCACAAGACGAAGGGUGCACGCGCAUGCUGCGCCCUGCAGGCCAAGUUCCGCUGGUGCUUGACUGGCACGCCGAUGCAGAACAACGUGACCGAGCUGUACUCCCUCUUCGACUUUUUGCGCAUCAAGCCGCUGAACGAUCUCGAGCACUUCAACCGCACUAUCGCGAGGCCACUCAAGGACGGCAAGGGUGGCACGCGCGCGAUGAAGCGCUUGCAAGUCGUCCUCAAAGCUACCAUGCUGCGCCGGACGAAAGACCAGGUGAUCAACGGGAAGAAGUUGAUUGAGCUGCCGCCGAGAACAUUGAACAUCAUAUCCUGUCCGUUCAGCACGCAGGAGCAGGCGUUCUAUGAGGGUCUGGAGAAAAAGAUGGGCGAUACGGUGCAGAAGCUUAUGGAGGGCAACAAUGGCGGGGGGAACGCGUACAUCAGUGUUCUUUUGCUGCUCUUGCGGUUGCGGCAAGCGUGCGAUCAUCCGGUGCUGGUUGAGGAAGACUACAAGGAGGACGUCGACGCUAUUGAGAGCAAGGAGGCGAAGAACAAAGACGACGCAACAGACCCUGAUGAUCUCGCGGCGGCUUUCGGACAGCUCGGCGUGACGAGGAAGUGCAAGCUUUGCCAGGCUGAGUGGGACGACGAGCAAGACGAAGACUUGGACCGCUUCUGCAGGGACUGCGCCAUGCUGAAGGCAAUGCGUGUCGACGGGAUGUCCUCCUCGGCGAAGUUACGAAAGAUCAUGGAGAUCCUCGACGAGAUCGAGGACCGCGGCGAGGGCGAGAAGACGAUCGUGUUCUCGCAGUUCACCUCCAUGCUUGACCUCAUCGAGCCGUUUUUGAAGAAGCGUGGCGUCCGCUUCGUCCGAUACGACGGCAAGAUGCGCGCGGACAUGCGCGAGCACUCGCUCAAGCAGAUCCGGGAGAACGAGAGCAUCAAGGUCAUCCUCAUCUCCUUCAAGGCGGGCAGCACGGGGCUCAACCUCACCGCCUGCAACAACGUCAUCCUCGUCGACAUGUGGUGGAACCCGGCGCUCGAGGACCAGGCGUUCGACCGCGCGCACCGCUUCGGUCAGCAGCGCCCGGUGAACAUCUACAAGCUCAAGAUCGACGAUACGGUCGAGGAUAGGAUACUGGCGCUGCAAGAGAAGAAGCGCGAGCUGACGAAGGCGGCGCUGAGCGGGGAGAAGGUCAAGAACCUGCGCCUCGACAUGAACGAGCUGCUUGCGCUGUUUAGGCAUAGCGCGGAUUAUGAUGACGACGAGGACGAUGAGGACUAG
This is a messenger RNA of Schizophyllum commune H4-8, 1905 nucleotides long. RefSeq lists its product as uncharacterized. Gene Ontology annotation, cellular component: cytoplasm. The transcript is spliced from 11 exons. Gene Ontology annotation, molecular function: ATP binding; ATP-dependent chromatin remodeler activity. Bases 1 to 1905 code for a protein of 634 amino acids. NCBI's taxonomy places the organism in Eukaryota, Fungi, Basidiomycota, Agaricomycetes, Agaricales, Schizophyllaceae. The record is from RefSeq and is a predicted model, not a curated record.